Molecule: messenger RNA, 2223 nt
Organism: Oreochromis aureus
Lineage: Eukaryota; Metazoa; Chordata; Actinopteri; Cichliformes; Cichlidae
Product: interferon-induced protein with tetratricopeptide repeats 1-like
Exons: 10
Coding region: 323-1768 (481 amino acids)
Biological process (GO): defense response to virus
Cellular component (GO): cytosol
Molecular function (GO): protein binding
Source: RefSeq, a predicted model, not a curated record
CUCGUGGUGCCUUCAAAGACCCCUCCUGAGGUCAUGUAAAACAGAAAGGCCAGCCUUCUCGUCGGAAGGCUUUCCUCCUGUCUCAAAUGUGUGCCUCCCGUCUCCUAACAUAGUUUAUAUUUAUGGCCAUUAACUCCACGACAGGCGUGGAGAGGAUGGGCGACCUGAGACAUGAGCAGACAUGAGGCCCUGAAGGCAGCACGAGAAGGGGCGUGUGUGGUUUGUGUGACUAGGGUGACAGCUUUACAGAUCGGUCCACGCACUCUUCGUGUUCAGUCAUCAGUUUGCUGUGUCUGAGGAGGAGGUCUCUGUUUGCUCCAACAUGAGUGAAGAUAGCAGCGCUCUGCUCAGCAGGCUGCAGCAGUUGCAGUGUCACUUCACCUGGGAUCUGGACGUGCUGGAUGUGGACCUGGAAACCCUGAGCACCCGAAUAGAGAUUGACAUAGAGUUUCAUCGUAAAGGAGCAGGUUGCUUCUACAGCCUCUUGGCUUAUUUCAGGUUUCUUCAGGAUCAACGAGAGGAAGCGCUGUCACUUUUAAACCAAUCAGAGGAGACUAUCAGGGAGAGUUACGGUGAUGAGAGUGAGAGAAGGCUCGUUGUGACGUAUGGAGACAUGGCCUGGCUGAAAUACCAUGAUGGAGACUUUGCACAGUCACAAAGCUACUGUCAGAAAGUCGAGGACAUACUGGUGAAGUAUCCCACUGGUUCAUCAGGAGGUCUCCUUCCAGAGGUGUAUGGGGAACAAGGCUGGGCCUAUUUUAAGGUGUCAAGGUCUUCUAUAUCAAAAGCCAUCGAGUGUUUUCGUAAAGCACUUGAGGUACAGACUCAUGACACAGAGUGGAACACCUGCUACGCCAUCACUCUCUUUUGCAGAGAACAGUGGUUUUUAGAAAAUAAACAGGAAGAUGAGGAAUCCCAGGCCACCACACAGCUUCGCUUUGCAUUGGAGAUUAACCCAAAUAACGCUGCUCUGCAGUCUAUGCUGGCCAUGAAGCUGGUGGCCUAUAAGAAAUACGAAGAGGCUGAUGGUUUGGUGAAGAAAGCACUAGAAAAUGAUCCCGACAACCCUCAUGUCAUCCGCCAAUCAGGAAAUUACUUACUUCAUCAGAGUCGACUGGAUGAGGCUAUUGAUGUGUUUAAACGAGGCCUAAGAAGAGGCAAACAAUUAUCUUCCUUCACCUACCAGCUGGCUCUGUGCUACAAGCAGAAGAAAAUUGCUGAACAGUGCCGCAGGCCCUGCAGCAACAGAGAAGAGGUGCGUAAGUGGAGGCGUAUUUGUAUCAGUCACCUUGAAGAUGCUGUGAAGAUGAAGCCAUCCUUUGUCCGGGCGUGGGCUGAACUGGCACUGCUGUAUGCAGAGGAAGGGGAUAUGAGCAGGGCUGAGGAGACUUUCCAACACUGCUUGGAGGAGUUACCAGAGGUGGAGGAGGAAAGGGUUUGUCAGAUUAUCCAUCAGUGCUACGGUGACUUUCAUCAUUACCACACAAAAAAUGAGGCUCAAGCCAUCGCUCACUAUACCAAGGGGCUGCUGAUACCACUGAAAAAAUAUGAGUGGAGACAGUGUGCUAAGAAACUGAAGCAGAUCGCUGACAGACGUCUGGCAAAGAAUCGGGGUGAUGGUGAAGCUCUCGCUCUGCUGGGUCAGGUGGCCAGAGCUGAGGGCGACAGCAAGAAAGCUGCUUUUUUUUAUGAGAAAGCUCUGAACUGUGACAAGGACAAUGAAGAGUACCUGUCUGCUCUGUGCGAGCUGCGCCUGGAGCUGCAGUGAUCAUCCUCUGACUAAUCAUGAUCACUGCAAAAACUGGCUAUAACUAAUUUUUCCAAUCUUAUAUCAAGCCAAAAGUAUUUUUGAUCUUAUAUGUGUUGAUACACUCAGAAAGAGCAAAAUAUAAUUAAUCUUGCGUCUUGUAUGUUAUCUUAUAAAUAAUUAUUUUAUCUCUUAGUUUUUAAAUUUAGUCAUUUAUAGCGCUUGUUAUCGUCACUGAUUUCUAGAAUCAAUUUAAUUCCGAUUAACCAGGUCCUGAUUUGAUUUGAUUUGAUUCAGUUUUGCCUCAGACAGUCAGAAAUAUUAUAUUUCUGAUCAUUUAUCAGUACUGACAUUUGUGAAACUUCAUUAGAGGUGUGAUCAUCACAGCAGAUACUUUCGUGUCAAAGUAACUGAGAAUAUAACACAGAAAAACAUGAAGGAGAGUUUCCAGGCCUGGCUUUUUAUAGCAGAUAACC